This is a messenger RNA of Prosopis cineraria, 1588 nucleotides long. RefSeq names its product protein trichome birefringence-like 8. Bases 1 to 1233 code for a protein of 410 amino acids. Gene Ontology annotation, molecular function: O-acetyltransferase activity. Gene Ontology annotation, cellular component: Golgi apparatus. The transcript is spliced from 4 exons. Lineage: Eukaryota; Viridiplantae; Streptophyta; Magnoliopsida; Fabales; Fabaceae. The record is from RefSeq and is a predicted model, not a curated record.
AUGAAGAGAGAAUUGACGUUAGCACUUCCUCUGCUCAUCCUCUUCUCAUGCUGCCUCGUAUUUCUUAACCUCCGAAGCCCUUUUGAUCGUCUUCCGCUAUGGUCUCAUUCUCAUUUCUACCCCGGCGACACCCUCCAACGUUGUGAUUAUUCCAACGGACGCUGGGUUUGGGACGAAGCUUCCUCGCCUUCUCGUUCUUACAAUGAAAGCUGUCCAUUUCUGGAUCCUGGCUUCCGCUGCCGCCUUAACCGUCGACCCGACGAAACUUUCCGGCGUUGGCGGUGGCAACCUCACGCCUGCCACCUCCCCCGAUUCAAUGCCACGGACCUUCUGGAGAGAAGUCGGGAUGGACGCAUUGUGUUUGCGGGUGAUUCAAUGGGGAGAAACCAGUGGGAAUCAUUACUGUGCAUGCUAGUUUCAGCAGUGUCUAAUGCAUCCACAAUCUAUGAGGUGAAAGGCAAGUCCAUAAACAAACACAAGGGUUACUUUUCCAUGCGAUUCCAAGAAUUCAACUUGACAGUCGAGUAUUACAGGACGCCAUUCUUGUCCCUCUUAGCCUCUCCGCCUCCCACUUCACCCCAUCGAGUUCAAAAGGUCAUUCGCCUCGACAAGUUGCACUGGUAUUCCAAUAUGUGGGUUGGAGCAGAUGUCCUUGUUUUCAAUUCUGCCCACUGGUGGAACCCUGAUAAAACCACUAACUUGGGAUGCUAUUUUCAAGAAGGGGCCAACGUAAACAUGAGUAUGGAUGUGAAGGAAGCGUUUAGGAGAUCGUUACAGACAUGGAAAUCUUGGGCAUUGAAUAGUUUGGAUCCUGACAAAAGCUUCAUUUUCUUCCGCAGCUUUUCCCCUGUACAUUACAGGGGUGGCAAAUGGAAUGAAGGGGGAGGUUGCGACAACGAAACAGAACCAGAGAAGGACCUGACGAGAAUUGAAACAGAACCAUGUAGCAGUGACAUUGUCAUAUCUGAGGUUGUGAAACAGAUGGAUUAUGGGAAGUGGAAAGUGCAUUUUCUGAACAUCACGAAUCUGUCAGAGAUAAGGAAAGAUGGCCAUCCUUCAAAGUACAGGGAAGAAGGCACUCCACCUGGCGCUCCACAGGACUGCAGCCACUGGUGCUUACCUGGAGUGCCUGACACGUGGAAUGAACUUCUCUAUGCACAACUCAUCUCCAAGCAAUUUGGAAUCAGCACAAGAACACAGAAAGAGGAAAACAUAACCAAGUACUCUAGCUAGCAGAUAGACCUGUCACUUUGCAAAGAAUGUGCACAGAAUUUGCAUACCUGAACGUAGUGGACUCUUCCAGAAACAAGAUAUGCUGUAUGGCUUAUUGAUUUGGUCAAGGAUGGAACAUUUACGUUGGAGCAAAAGUGAUGAAGUACAUUACAGAACUUAGCUGGUGCAUAAAUGUGAAUUACUGCAGAUAAGGCUGCAUUGGAAGCUGCACAAUAACCAAUGAAAAGGAUUGAUAUUUAUCUGGAGAAUUGAUUGCAUUUCUUCACCACAUCUUGAAGUAGAUGAUAUGCCAGACAAACAGUGUAGCUUUUGCAGGCAAUCUGUACGUUGUUGGUCACUACCUGCACAACAGUGA